AUGGCUUCAGUUCCGUACUAUAUUCCUAACCAGGAAUAUAGCAAUGCUGGGUUGAAUAAUAUAUCAGACUGCGUUCACUCGGCUAUGGAAAUCGCUGAAAAAUGCCCGUUAGCUAUACCUAUCAAGCACGACCUCCCACCAGGGGUUUAUGCCUGUCCUGAGUUUAUGAAUAUGUUCUCGGGUGUACAGAUUAAACCGCCUAUCCAUCUCCUGGACUGGACCUAUGACCGCCGCCGGACUGCACAGGAUGUCCUGCCCUAUCUAUAUCUGGGCCCAAACAAUGCCAUGCGCGAUGCAGAGUUUCUUGCAAAAAACGGCAUUACUUUGCUUCUAGCUAUUCGGGAUCGAACCCGAAUCCAGGCUGUGACGGUCAACGGGGAUAGGGUAGCGGCCAGACUGGGGAUCGAGUCGGACUUUGUCGAAAUAGACAGUGCACAGGAACUCAUCAGUAAACUCCCCGAUAUCAUCCGUCGAAUCAACAACCAUGUUUGCCCAUGUCCGACUCACCAGCCGGAGGGACAUGGCAGAACGAGGAAAGUGUUGGUCUUCUGUGAUACAGGAAAUGAUAGAUCAGCCUGUGUGGUCGCCGCAUAUCUUAUGGCAAUGUUACAAACUGGAGCAGCUGUAGCGUCAAGCCACAUUCAAGUCCGACGACUGUCCACCAAUAUUAGCCCUGUCUUCGUGGAUAUCCUGAAGGCGUUUGAGCCCAUACUUGACGCACAGAGGGCUAUUGCCAGGAACACGCUAGACAACCAUGGAACCAGUGGGUUGCUGAAUUCUGGCAAUGCACUCUCAAGGAAACGGUCUUUCCAGGUUGCCGAAGAGUCCCAUAAUACAGACGGAGAGGCCAUGGCUAUGGAUCUCUGCCGGCCAUCUCUUCCACCCUUCCGUGAUCGCAGGAAGGCCAGACCCUCAGGCGGCCAAGCAUGUGUCAAGUUUGCGGAACUUGCCCUUUCCACCCUUAACGAUUUCAUGGCUCGGUGUUCAUUAGAGGCUCGAAUUCUUCUCUUCCUUUCUCUUCCGCUGAAUAUUUGCGGGUCUACCCUCCUUUCAUUUUCUAGCUUCUUCUUCGUCUUCUUCUUUGUAUGA
Trichophyton benhamiae CBS 112371 is the source of this 1089-nucleotide messenger RNA. Its product is annotated as putative dual specificity protein phosphatase 3. The record is from RefSeq and is a predicted model, not a curated record. Gene Ontology annotation, cellular component: cytoplasm; nucleoplasm. Bases 1 to 1089 code for a protein of 362 amino acids. Gene Ontology annotation, biological process: protein dephosphorylation; negative regulation of protein binding; regulation of ERK1 and ERK2 cascade. Lineage: Eukaryota; Fungi; Ascomycota; Eurotiomycetes; Onygenales; Arthrodermataceae. Gene Ontology annotation, molecular function: F-box domain binding; protein tyrosine/serine/threonine phosphatase activity. The transcript is spliced from 2 exons.